GAAAGCAGGACAAGGGGACUCUUGCAGAGAUACACAGACUUUCAUCCAAGGACCCAUCAAGCGCACCAUACCCAGCUCUUCCCCGCCUACAGAUUCCCUUUGACAGCCAUGAAGACCCUGCUUUGGACCCUGCUCUUGCUGUGCCUGUGUGUGCCAGGGCGCAGUGACUGCCAGAGGGACUGUCUCUCUUGCAGCCAGCGCCUCUUCCAGCAUGACACCUUCAAUACUCUGGUGUGCAUUGUCGAGUGUGGGGGAAAGGUCUCGACUGCCAUCACCUGGGAGAUAUGCCGGAAGGUUGUGGGUUUGCCACUAGGGGGUGUAUUAGAGAGAGGAGUGGUGGCCCAACUGCCCCUGGCGGAGGAAGGCCUGCUUUACACUGGAGUACUGAAGCAAUUUACUGACAUCACUCGGGCCUUUGGAAUGGACAACAUCGAAGGAGAGAAACUGGUCUCCAAAAUCACAGGGGCUUUCCACAGAGAGGAGGAGGUGGAUGAGAGCCUGUUAGAAGAUGACAAUGCUCAUGGCACUCCUCAGGUGACCAAUGGCCUGUCUAAGCGUUUUGGAGGUUUCAUGAAGGGAAAGUACGGGUACAGGAAACUUAUGGGCCCUGGGCGGUCCUUGCAGAAGCGCUACGGAGGAUUCAUAGGCAUCCGAAAAUCUGCCCGCAAGUGGAACAAUCCAAAGCGUUACAAUGAGUUGCUGAAGCAGUACCUGGGCAUCUCAACACGCUCUAAUGAGUAUGGCAGCAUAUCUGCUGACAUUUCCAAGCAGAAUGAGAUCUAGGACUAACUGGAGUUUCCAAUAUUAAAACUUUUAUGGCAUGUUAAUUUGCUUUGUUUUGUAACCGUAACAAGAAGAUGUAGAUAAUAAAAAGUAAAAUGUUAAAAAAGUCCUUGAAAACACAACUUGUCAGAAUAGUUUUUGUGGGAUCUGACUGUCUCAAAUCUGUUGUUUUUUUAAAGCAGUUAACUUUAAGAGACAACUUACAGUAUGUUGUUUGUGAAAGCCCAUCACAUUUUCAGUCCUUUCCAUUAAAACUUUAACAUCGUUGCCUUUUCAAAAAAACUAAAUUUGCCUGUCUGUUGGCAUUUACAGCUAUUUGCUAAACUAAAACUGUAAAAAGCAUUGUAGCUUCAAUGCACCACAUUCAUGUUCAAUUUGACCCUAAAUAUAUAAUUCUGUGGUGGAUCUUUAGUGCAUUAUUCCACAGUUCUCUCUCUGGACUCCAACUUAGCCAACUUGACAUGAUUCUGUUACGAAGUAAUUAAACAUUUCAAGCUCUGUUAUACCCCAGCAAGAAAAAAUAGAUAUUAAUAAGGAUUUUCAUUUUCACCCAAAUGUACAUAAACAUCUACUGAGCUGAUAGUAUAUGGUAAAAUUCUUCUCAAAUAUGUAAACACUAUUUUUAAAACCAUAUAAGGCACUACACAGUCUACUAGCAUAUAUAUACACACACACACUAAUUAUAUAAUAUAUAUUAUAUACACAGACGUGCUCAAAUUUGUUGGCACCCCUCCACAAAAAACGAAGAAUGCACAAUUUUCUCUGAAAUAACUUGAAACUGACAAAAGUAAUUGGCAUCCACCAUUGUUUAUUCCAUAUUUAAUAGAAAUCAGACUUUGCUUUUGAUUUUUUAUUCAACAUAAUAUUGUAAAUAAGAAAACAAAUGAAAAUGGCAUGGACAAAAAUGAUGGGACCGCUAACCUAAUAUUUUGUUGCACAACCUUUAGAGGCAAUCACUGCAAUCAAACGUUUUCUGUAGCUCUCAAUGAGACUUCUGCACCUGUUAACAGGUAGUUUGGCCCACUCUUCCUGAGCAAACUGCUCCAGCUGUCUCAGGUUUGAUGGGUGCCUUCUCCAGACUGCAAGUUUCAGCUCUUUCCAUUGAUGUUCAAUAGGAUUCAGAUCAGGACUCAUAGAAGGCCACUUCAGA
Acipenser ruthenus (sterlet) is the source of this 1933-nucleotide messenger RNA. Its product is annotated as prepronociceptin-like. Gene Ontology annotation, molecular function: opioid receptor binding. The transcript is spliced from 3 exons. Gene Ontology annotation, cellular component: plasma membrane; neuronal cell body; axon terminus. The coding region runs from base 109 to 783 and encodes 224 amino acids. The record is from RefSeq and is a predicted model, not a curated record. Gene Ontology annotation, biological process: neuropeptide signaling pathway; chemical synaptic transmission; sensory perception. NCBI's taxonomy places the organism in Eukaryota, Metazoa, Chordata, Actinopteri, Acipenseriformes, Acipenseridae.